Molecule: messenger RNA, 207 nt
Organism: Pyricularia grisea
Lineage: Eukaryota; Fungi; Ascomycota; Sordariomycetes; Magnaporthales; Pyriculariaceae
Exons: 1
Source: RefSeq, a predicted model, not a curated record
AAAAGGUGCAUUCGUCAAGAUCUUUUUGUCGGGCCCGGCCAACUGUGCCAAGGAGCGGAAGGAUCACAACCGUGUCUCUCUGAACACAGCCCCCCGAUACGCGGUCGGCACCUGCAUUUGGACUUUGCUGUUUGGGUUGGAGGGCAGGCUGGGACUGGCUUAUUGACAUGGGCUGCGCACAUUUCGGAUCUUUUCAAAUUCUCGUUG